GACCUCCACGUACCUACAUACAUGUACCUGAUCUCUUGACCCUUGACCGACUCUCUGUUAUCACACUGCCACUGCCACGGAACGACGCCCUUCGCAUCCGCUUUCUCGACACUAUCCUGCCUUUGUGUCCGCGCUGCAGAACCAGCUGCACCCAGACAGCCAACGACCAUGCGAUAACACGCCUGUCUACCGUCUUCGGAGCCCGCAGACACACCACCGCCACCUCUGCCUCUGCAACGAGCGACGAUGCGCGACGGCUUCUCCAUGGACCCGGGCGCCGCCCUUGCCAUGGGCGUUAUCGUAGGCCUGGCGUCCACAUGCGUUCAAUCAGUCGGCCUCACGUUACAGCGCAAGUCGCACAUGCUGGAGGAUGAGAAGACAAACGAGUGCGACCGCCGGCCCCCGUUCAGGCGCAGGCGAUGGCAGAUUGGGAUGUUCCUGUUCUUGAUCGCGAAUAUCAUCGGCUCAACAAUACAAAUCGUGGCUUUGCCGCUGCCGCUCUUGAGCACGCUUCAAGCCUCCGGACUCGUUUUCAACAGCAUAUUGGCUAGCCUGCUUCUACAAGAGCCUUGGACAUGGAGGGCCGUAUAUGGCACUGUACUUGUCGCUACAGGAGCUGUGUUGAUCAGCUACUUCUCUGCAAUGCCCGAGCCCAGCCAUAGCCUACAACAAUUGCUGGUGUUGCUCUCCAAGCCUAGCUUCCUGGUCUGGUUCAUUCUGUCCUUGGUCUUCGUACUGGCUGUGGUGGUUAUGACUUUCUUCCUACGUUACCUACCUGGACACAAGAAAGAAACCCCGCGAGUGCAACUCGUGAAUGGCAUGGCAUUUGGCCUGGUGUCCGGCGUGCUUUCCGCCCAUGCGCUCCUGUUGGCUAAAAGUGCCGUGGAACUGGUCGUUCGGAGCAUUACCGACAAGCAAAACCAAUUCAAGACGUUCGAGCCCUGGCUACUUCUACUGGCCUUCCUCUUCUUGUCGCUGUCGCAGCUUUACUACUUGCAUCUGGGCCUGAAGCUUAUUUCCACCAGCAUUCUUUACCCCUUCGUUUUUUGUAUCUACAAUAUUGUUGCCAUUUUGGACGGCUUGAUUUACUUCCAACAAAUGGACCGUCUGCCUCCGCUGUCUGCUGGACUGAUUGCGCUCGGAACGGCACUACUGCUUGCCGGGGUCCUUGCCCUUAGUUGGCGUCUGCAAGAUGACGAUGAUUGCGAGGAGCACCAUCCACAUCAAGCCGAGAUACCUCAAACACUGAUAGCGCCUGGCAUGGGAUUCGUCGGCGAUCCAGACACGGAGUCCAGUGACGCUGAUUCGGCUUUCGCGAACGACGAGCAAGAUGCGGAGCAUGGCGAGCAUACGCCGCUCAUUCGCAGAUCGAUUCAGAGAAGUCACACGACCACGAGCAAAACACCCGGCCACUUGUCCAGCGCCAGUCAUGCGUCUCGCCGAAGGCAUCGUGCAUCAACGCUGAGGGAAGUCAGGGCGAUAUGGGAGUCGCUGGGUGAUGAAGAUACUCGCUACGGCGCUUGUGAUCAGAGACCCAGUUCGGCGAAAACUGCUCCAAGCGAUGAUCACACCAGAGGAAGGAGAUCUAGUCUGGGAAAGGCACAGGCCGACGCAUCGAUCGCGGAUUCUGAAGAACGACCACCUCUGUCACGUUCGAGCACUAUGCCAACACCGCACCACCGCGCCCGACGAAAGAGUCGCAACGCCCUGUUCUCGGAUCUGCUCAAUGGUGACUGGUGGGGACGGAAGAGGAAGGACAAUGACGACGAGCGUGAUGAAGAACAUGACAGGAACGAGUAGAUAAGCACGAACAAACCAAUAAAUUUAUGCAAACAAAUCAGCAACUUGAAGUUCUAAUGCUGCGUCUUGCGGGGUUGAGAUGCUCAGACUUUUAGAGAGCCGCACGAAACACUGGUAGGGCUCACGAAGGCUCUCGCGAGACGUGGAAACCAAAUAAGUUCUUCACCAUGCGC
Cercospora beticola is the source of this 1973-nucleotide messenger RNA. RefSeq lists its product as uncharacterized. Lineage: Eukaryota; Fungi; Ascomycota; Dothideomycetes; Mycosphaerellales; Mycosphaerellaceae. Gene Ontology annotation, cellular component: membrane. The record is from RefSeq and is a predicted model, not a curated record. Gene Ontology annotation, biological process: magnesium ion transport. Gene Ontology annotation, molecular function: magnesium ion transmembrane transporter activity.